This is a messenger RNA of Colletotrichum higginsianum IMI 349063, 1197 nucleotides long. RefSeq names its product ZIP Zinc transporter. Gene Ontology annotation, molecular function: metal ion transmembrane transporter activity. Lineage: Eukaryota; Fungi; Ascomycota; Sordariomycetes; Glomerellales; Glomerellaceae. Bases 1 to 1197 code for a protein of 398 amino acids. Gene Ontology annotation, biological process: zinc ion transport; transmembrane transport. The transcript is spliced from 2 exons. The record is from RefSeq and is a predicted model, not a curated record. Gene Ontology annotation, cellular component: membrane.
AUGCCGCGGACCAGGUCCUUCUUCGCCGGUUCAUUACCACUCGCCAUAGCCCUCACUCAGUCGCAACUUCGCUUGAUAUCCAGCGUGGGCGUCGGCAUCCUGGUUGGAACAUCCAUGAUUGUGAUUAUACCCGAAGGCAUUGAAGCUGUCACAACAACUGGUGGACACUCGCAUGCUAAGAGGAGCUUGCUGGAUGCGGCAGGCAAGCAAGGGAUGCUCGGUGUGCGGUGGGCGGCAGGCGACAACGUCCCACAAGUAGCAACUGCCGCGGGGUCUACGAGGAUGGAGGAGGAGCUCCAUGCGCUCGCCCGAGAUGCCGAGGUCGUUCCAACGCUGCGCAAUCGAGAGGAGCAAGACGAACACGGCCAUGACCAAGACAACGACCACGACCACGACCAGCCUCAGAAGAGCGCCCCGGGCCCCGAACCCCACCAUGACGAAGAGAAUCACAAUGAGGUGCCGACGUUCUACAUCGGUCUGUCCAUGAUUCUCGGCUUUGUCCUCAUGUUCCUGAUCGACAGACUGCCGCGGCACGCGACGGACCGGAUGCAGUCCGAGCCGCAGAUGCGCCACGUCAGCCUGGAUAACCUGGGCGGGUCAGCGAGUAUCGGGGGCGAGGAGACGGAAGGCUUCCUCGGCACCCUGGCGCCUCCGCCGAAGCAGUCACGAAGCCUCGCAACGACGAUUGGUCUGGUCAUCCACGCCGCGGCAGACGGCAUCGCUAUGGGAGCGUCGACCUCGACAUCCAAUACCAAGCUGGGGUUGAUCAUCUUUGUUGCCAUCAUGGUGCACAAGGCUCCAGCAGCGUUUGGUUUGACAUCGGUUCUCCUCAAGCAGGGGCUAUCGAAGCGGACGGCGCGGGGGCACCUCAUCGUCUUUAGUUUGGCUGCACCUUUCGGGGCUCUCAGCACGUGGGCGAUUAUCAGGAUCCUGGGCGGCGGCAACUUUGAGGGGGAGUCGGGUCAGUGGUGGACCGGCAUGCUUCUGCUCUUCUCCGCCGGAACGUUCCUUUUUGUCGCAAUGCAUGCCAUGCAGGAAGACGGCAGCUCCCCGAAGCAUGAACACAGUGGGAUGAACGGCUACUCGGAAGGAGGCAGCGUUCAACGAGGACAGCAGCAGCCGCAGAUGCGUGAUACCUUUGCGACAGUUGCCGGCAUGCUCCUGCCUCUCCUCACGCAGUUUGGACACCACCAUUGA